AUGGCCCGACUCCCAUGCUUGACCCGUCCACCAACACCAAUCCUCUUUCGGGUGGUGUCGAUCAUCAGGACAUGGUGGACAGCGAGCCUUGGCAAGCCGAAGAAGAAGAAGAAGAAAAUUCAAACUGACGUUUCGAAACAUACUUUCUAUAUAUCGAACUCGCAAAUGCGGCUGAGGCUGUAUGCUCGGAAUGAGAGACAGAUGCUCCAGUGGAUAACGGCCUUUGAGCGGGUGGCUGCUGCCUCGCAUUAUACGGGAACCAACAGGUUUGAUAGCUUUGCUCCGAUACGGCUAAACGUUGCAGCUCAAUGGCUUGUUGAUGGGCGUGACUAUUUCUGGAAUCUAUCCCGCGCUAUCCUGCUUGCAAGAGAAACAAUUUACAUUCAUGAUUGGUGGCUGUCACCAGAGCUUCAGCUUCGUCGGCCUAAUAAAGAGCGUUAUCGACUAGAUCGUUUGCUGGAGAGGAAGGCCAAGGAAGGUGUCAAGAUUUGUAUCAUUGUCUACAAGGAAGUUUCGAGUCGGACAACCCCGACAGAUAGCAAUUAUAAAAAGCAGCGUCUAGCGUCCCUACAUCCUAACAUCAUGGUUCAGCGCUCCCCGUCACAUUUCCAGACAGGUACUUUCUAUUGGGCACAUCAUGAGAAGCUUUGCGUCAUAGAUGAAGCUAUCGCUUUCAUGGGAGGACUCGAUGCGUGCUUGGAAGGUGGGAUACUCCCCAACACGCAGUUACAGAUGAUGCUGAAGACGAGUCAUCUCAAGUAUGGCCUGCCACUUGGCAUUUGGACAGGCAAAGAUUAUAGCAAUGCUCGUAUUUCGGACUUCCAUACGCUCAAUAAACCUGAAGAGGAUAUGUAUGAUCGUACGAAGAUACCUCGCAUGCCCUGGCAUGAUGUUGGUAUGCAGGUCGUGGGGCAACCUGCUCGCGAUCUGGCUCGGCAUUUUGUGCAAAGGUGGAAUUAUCUUUUGAGAAUCAAGAACCAUUCUCGAGCCAUGCCAUUCCUCUUGCCACCUCCGGAGUUCAGACCUGGCGAACUGACGCAGUUGGGUUUGACCGGUACUUGUGAGAUGCAGAUCUGCCGUUCUGCAGGACCCUGGUCUUUAGGUACCGCAAGCCGUAAUGAACAUUCCAUCCAAAAUGCGUAUCUCAAGGCGAUUCAAAUGUCAGAACACUUCGUGUACAUCGAGAAUCAGUUCUUCAUCACCUCUACCACCGUUAACGAUAUCAGGAUUGAAAACAAGAUCGGCGACGCCUUGGUACACAGAAUAAUCAAAGCCCAUCGCGAUGGAACCCCCUGGAAGUGCUGCGUGGUGAUUCCUUUACUCCCAGGCUUCGCGUUCGCUCUAGAUCAUAGCGAUGGCAGUUCUAUCCGAAUCAUCCUCGAGUGUCAAAAUCGUACCAUAUCCAGAGGUCCUAAUUCAAUAUUCGGGAGGCUUAGGAAAGAAGGCAUCGACCCCGAUGACUAUAUUACUGUAUUCUCCCUUCGUAACUGGGGCAAGCUGAGAGACGUAUUGACAACCGAGCAGGUCUACAUCCAUGGAAAGGUUUGCAUCGUGGACGACCGGCUUGCCAUUAUCGGAAGCGCAAACAUUAACGAAAGAUCUCAGAGAGGGGACAGGGACUCUGAAAUCGCGGCAGUAAUUCGAGAUACUGAUAUGAUCGAUUGUACUAUGGCUGGGAAGCCUUACAAAGUCGGACGUUUUGCUCACACCCUUCGGGUCCGGCUGAUGAGAGAGCACAUCGGUGUUGAUGUCGAUGCUUUGUAUGAGGAAGACUUAAUGGCUUCUGAUCCCGCAAAACCUGAGCAUGAGCCAGUACCUUCGAAUUCUAGUGGCGAACAGCACCGCCGGCAGGAGAAUGGUAUUGUUGAAUCCUCGGUAACUGACAGUUCAUCGCAUACAGCGUCAGACAACGUUGGGAGAGCCCCGAAUGGUUCGUCAGAAGCAACCGUCCACACUGCAACCCAGGGCUCGGCGGAAACUGACGAUGACCUGAACACGGCGUUUCCGAAAAACACCCGUACAGGAAAAAAUGUACCGAGUGCCACGCUCGAAGAGAAAGUUGUUCAAGAUUAUCUCAACGGAGACGGGCCACCCGCCAAUGGCCAUGCCCCAAAUGACAAGGCUCAGGACAUAAAGCGGAAGUCCGAGGACAGGACAUCUCCAAACGGUGCUCCACAUCAAGCUCUCCCCUCGAACGGGAAUCUUCACGGGACACCCGUCGAUGCCUAUAGAUCUCCCGAAAUAGAUGAUCAAUCUCCGCAUGUCCGUACGGGGACAGAAAGCGGGGAAGAUGACGAGCGUACGGCGCCAAGAGCACGUUCAACACUCCGUAAAAAUCUGGGGAGCAAGCUAGGUCAAAACAACAAAUGGACUGUCCCAACUCCUCGACCUCAUGUUGAUCCCAAUGGUUUUGAGGAUCCUGUAUCGGAUGCAUUCUGGAAGGAUGUUUGGGUUGCAUGUGCUGUCCAUAAUACGGAGAUAUAUCGGAAAGUGUUUCAUGCUGUUCCGGAUGACCUCGUCACUACUUGGAAGCAGUACAAAGAGUUCGUAUUGCAUCACGAGCGCCUGAAUAAACCAGCUGCAGAUUCGACUACUCUUGAGCCAGUCGGAAGAGUGCCGUCCGAGACUGGAGACGACACCAUUCCUUCUAAUGAAGCCCCAACUCCUGCCGAACAUGUAACAGAGCACUCUGAUGGUCAUGUGCAUCUGAAUGAAGAGCCAGAUCUGAAUAGCUCUCCUGGCGUAGCGGACAAGGAGCCUGCCCGUGCUCGUUCUCGGUCUACUCGAAGCACGGAGCCUUUUACGAAGGCGGAGCGAGAUGAAAUGGAAAAUUGCUGGGCGAGUUUGAUAUAUCCCAACCGCUUUUUGGAGGGCGAGGACGUUGCGAAUAAUUUCUUAUUCAAUGCCGAUCGGCUCUUGCCCCUACCUAUUUACGACUGA
Molecule: messenger RNA, 2940 nt
Organism: Desarmillaria tabescens
Lineage: Eukaryota; Fungi; Basidiomycota; Agaricomycetes; Agaricales; Physalacriaceae
Exons: 23
Coding region: 1-2940 (979 amino acids)
Biological process (GO): phosphatidic acid biosynthetic process; intracellular signal transduction; phospholipid catabolic process
Cellular component (GO): intracellular membrane-bounded organelle
Molecular function (GO): D-type glycerophospholipase activity
Source: RefSeq, a predicted model, not a curated record